GUAACCUUAAACAUGACAACAACACAGAAAGCAAAGCCCCUUUAGCUCGUAUUUGCACUCACUAAGACCUUAUGUUAACAAAACAGACAGCAGAGCCCCUUUAGCUGGUAUUUAUACUCUCUAAGACCUUCACAAAAAGUGUCUGUAUGGAUAAAGCUGUGGACCAAAGGUGACAGCAGGGCGUUUGACAGCUGACAGAGCAGAGUAAAAACUGUGAAAAUAACAAGCUCCAAAUGAGUUUACCUGCAGUGACAGCACAGAAAUCAGACGGCAACAACAACAACAGUGAGAUGCAAUCAGCUGCAGUGGCUCCCUCCUUCAUCCCCAGCCAGGCGGGGAAGAUACCGGGCAGGAAGAGAGGGAGACCCCCGCUCCGCAAUGUCGCCAAGAUGGAUUUUCCAAACCGCUACCCCGAGUCCCUCCCUCCGCUCAAAGUGCCAAAGAAGAGGGGGAGAAAGCCAGGCUUCAAGCUCAAACCAAGGAUGGUGAUGACACCAUUGGCUAUAUCUCCACCCAGCAGCACCCCUGAGCCCGAUAUGAGCUCCAUUCCUCAGGAUGCAGCCACCAUCCCCCACUCUGCCACGCCCCAGGUGCUCACAGUCUGUAUCUACAUCAACAAGCAGGCCAACACAGGCCCCAACCUGGACAGGAAGAAGAUCCAGCAGCUUCCCGAUCACUUCGGACCCGAUCGGCCCUCUGUGGUUCUCCAGCAGGCCGUCCAAGGCUGCAUCGACAGCGCCUUCCAGCAGAAAACAGUCUUCACCCUCCUCACGCAAGGCUACGGGGGAGAAAAAAUAUCAGCCACAUUUGAUGGGAAGCAGCACCUUCUCAGCCUCCCUGUGGUGAACAGCAUCGACUAUGUGCUCCGCUUUCUGAAGAAACUCUGUCGCAGCUUGCACUGUGAAAACCUCUUCAGUGAUCAGCCCAUUACCCAGCACAGUGGUGGCUCCUACCAGUCAGAUGCUGAAACAGAAGACUACCAAUUAGAUCAGUCUGACGGUAAACGCUACUCUGUGGAUCCCGGCGAUUCUGCUUUCAGCUCAAUCGGCUCGUCGUACUCACCAAAGUCCUCCUACGGGUUUCGUUCACAGCAGCAGUUCUCCAAUGGCUCGGCCUCCAUGAGCAUGUGCCGGCAGUCGUCCAACAGCCCAAACACAUUUCCAGAAAGCAACCGGACAGGAGGUUAUAGUGCAUCUUCAGAGCUCCAGGAGUCCAAAGCGCCACCCAAUAAAGACCCCUCCACCUGGUCUGUGGAAGAUGUUGUCUGGUUCAUCAGGGAUGCAGACCCCCAUGCUCUCGGCCCCCAUGCAGACAUCUUUAGGAAACAUGAGAUCGAUGGAAACGCCUUGUUACUCCUGAAGAGCGACAUGAUCAUGAAGUACCUUGGACUGAAACUUGGGCCGGCAUUGAAGCUUUGCUACCACAUUGACAAACUAAAGCAGACUAAGUUCUGAAAACUUUUUGUCCUCUUCAAUCUAACGGUACUUUCCGAAAGGGUUCAAUCUUGGACUCCAUGUGUGUGAGCCAGUGCAAAGAGACUAGAGUCUGUUAGCAUGAGGUGCAUAUCUUUAUGGUAAGAAUCAUCGCUUUCUUUAAGCUGCAAAAGUAUAAAAGAAAACAAAGAGUUUGACAGUUAAUUUAACUAAUUUAUGUGUGAAAUGCAAGGGUAACAGUUCAGUGUGAAAUAGCACAUUUCUUAAGGUAAAUUUGCAUCAUAUUCUUUUACAGAUAAACCUAAGUAAACCUCUUUAUGUUAACCUGCAAUCAUUUUGGCCGCAUGCCCAGAAUUACAUAUCAUAACACUAUUUUUUUAUUUACACAUGCAGCGGUUUAGUUGAAACAUUAUCAUUCAUUUGGAGUCAUUUUUGUGUCCUAUUGAUGAAUGUAACUGCGAUAUUAACCCUCUUUAAGCUCCAUUUGGUCUUCUGAGGGGAAAUAUCAGACUUUAGGUGCUUAAUAAUCGUCAAACGUAGAACCCGCUAGUUUCUUACUGUGUUGGUAUCUUACUAGAUUUUUAGGCUAUUAAAAACAAGGUGGUGAGAGUCAGAUAGAAAACUUCUCUUGAAACUCGCUCUAAAGCUCCGAGAAUGGAGCUGCAGAAUCAGGUGAUAACUGUAUGACUAUAAAAAUAUCCAUUCUAGCUACUUUAAACUGCGGAACAAAAGACACUGUAAUGGAGUCAGCCACCUCAUUCAUGCAACCAAACUGCAUUCAAUCUUUUCCCAUUGCCUCACAAACCUGGAGUCCGAAGUUCAACCCUCUUGGUACACUUUUCUGAAGAUUUCUGUGAUGUCAUGAAGUGAUAACAAAACUCUCUUUUUCUCUUCUCUUACAUGCUCACUCUACUUUUUGGCACAGAUUUUAAACAAAAGAAACAUCAGAUUGUAGACAGCAUCCUACACAUACAUGUUAACAUCAUGUAAUACGUAAAAGGCCAGUGUCAGAAGAUUUUUUUGUCUCACAAACCUUUGUGAGCAGCACAUACGUCUGCUACAUGCAGAUUUCCAAUUAUAUACAUCAUCAUCUGACCAGAAAUGUAUAACAGAAAACACUUUAUACCUUAAGAAACACUCACUUUGUCAAUGCUCAGCAUAAGAUCUUGUUUACUCGUGUUUACCAAGCUGAAAACAUAUCUAUACCUGUACUGAAAUAUGGUGCAUAAACUACAGCAUUGCUUUUUAAUUAAAAGAUUUAGAAAUCAUUUUGAUACUAUUUUUCACAUUACUGUGUAACAAAAAAAAGUAAUGUUCCCAUUGGAUUUUUCAUUCUUUUUUAUUAUAAUUUUAAUAUUUAAAAACAAUAUAACCUAAAGAAAACAUAGUCUACAUAGACAGGCAGUCGCUCUCUUCUUACGAUAUAUAAAGCAAAAGAGAGUAUUGUGAACGUUAACAAUAUACUAAUGUUUCAAUAUGCAAGAUUAAUAAAUGCCCAUUAUCUCCAGAGGCUCUUCAUGUAUAUUCAAACAAACAUGUCUUUUUAAUUGAUGUUUUUAUGUUUUUAUCAGUGUUAAAACAGAAAUUCUCAAAACACAAAACACCUAAAUGUUACAUGAAGAAAACCCGAACCGUAAUGUAAAUGGGUAUAUAAUAUAAAACUGCUUUUGUAUACCACUUUAGGUGUACAGUAUGCAUCCUUUUUUAAUCAAUUAACCUUUGUAAGUGAAUGCUGCUGUUAAGAUACAUGUAAGCCAUGCCUAGUGAGAUCAAGCUACGGUGUUUUAUUUUGAAUAUCACUAUGAAUAAGAGUUUUAGAGACAGCUGAGCCAAUCAGUCCUCUAUGCUGGUGCUAAAGUUAUCUAUGUAUUCAACUGUUUGCCUUUGUGUUUGUGAAAUGUAAAGGAUAUGUGUAUACUGUACUGUAUGUGAGCAUUAAAUUAAGAAAUCAAGUAAUCAGA
Messenger RNA from Labrus mixtus (cuckoo wrasse), 3394 nucleotides. Its product is annotated as sex comb on midleg-like protein 4. The record is from RefSeq and is a predicted model, not a curated record. Lineage: Eukaryota; Metazoa; Chordata; Actinopteri; Labriformes; Labridae. Gene Ontology annotation, molecular function: protein binding. The coding region runs from base 234 to 1454 and encodes 406 amino acids. The transcript is spliced from 8 exons.